Molecule: messenger RNA, 1320 nt
Organism: Pelodiscus sinensis (Chinese soft-shelled turtle)
Lineage: Eukaryota; Metazoa; Chordata; Testudines; Trionychidae
Source: RefSeq, a predicted model, not a curated record
GCUGGACGGCUGGGAUUCCCAGAUGCCCUGGCGCGGGGACCGGGGUAAUUUCUGACCGCACAGGAAGCGGAAAUGACGCAGAAGACACGGCAGUCGUUACUAGAUGAAAACGAUCAACUGAUUCGGUGCAUUGUAGAAUAUCAAAAUAAAGGAAGAGCUACAGAGUGUGUGCAGUACCAGCAUAUCUUGCACAGAAACAUUAUUUAUUUGGCUACUAUUGCUGAUGCAGCACCACCCACUGUGCAGAAAACUGACUGAUCCCACAAACUUGGACAUCCUUCAGUGGUGCCUAUAUAAAGCAAGACGACAUGAUUGAAUUGGAGGAAUGCUAAGGCUCAGAGGAAUACAACAUUCCCUCUUUGACUGGCUAAAAGAACAAGCUUUGAUAGGGAUCAUCUGGGAAUCCAAGGGCCAUGAUUCAUGGGCAUUAGGGAGUAGAAUAGGAAGAGAAUUGCUAGGGCCUUGCAUGUUGUUAGUGGUGAGCUGAUAAAUAUGUGGAAGAUGCCUUGCAACCAUCUUCCCCUUUCUUGGUUUGAGAGAAAAAUACAGCUUUCCUGACAGUGCUGCCACCUAAAUCUUUCAUGCUUCUGUGAGUAUAGGUGACAAUAUGGAGCAGUAUCACUGAACCCCUAACAACCUGAAUUUCAUCAUGUAUUCUUUUGGAAAAUGAGCUUGGUGUAAAGGUGGUGAAUGACGACACUGGAUACCAGAGGGCAGAUUGAGCUUGGAACAAAAGCUCAAAUUCUGAUUCACUUAAAUAAAGGUUGGCCCUCCCUGGUCCAGCACUCUGAGGACCUGAGGUUAGUGCUCCCUUGCUGGCUGCCCCACUACUGGUCUCCUCUUGCUUGGGUUCCCUGCCACUGGCCCAGCACGGCUCCCUAUCUGGCUUCUCUCCCACUAGCCCAGCAUGGCUCCCCACCCACUACCCCAGGGCCUUCCAGGGUUCCCUGCGGGGACUGCUUGACCACUACUGGCCCUGCUGCCUCAGGAUGUUGUCUGAGAUACCUGGCUGCUGCUGCCAUCUGGGGUUUCCCAGCUGGGGUGCACAGCCCUGCCCUGCUGCUAGGGCUGUGUCUGCUGCUGCUGGGGAUUCCAGCAGCCUGGUCAACCCAGUCCUGCUGCCAUGGGGGGCUGCUCUGCUGCAACCGGGGAUUUCUUGGCUGGGGCAGCAGCUCCUUGGCUGUGGCCUAGCUCCACUGAAAUCAGGGCAGGGGCUUCCCAACCCUUGUGUUGCUCCUGUCUCUGGUGCUCUUUGGUCCUGCUGGACCAGAGUCCCAGAUUUGGGAGGUUCAAUCUGUACUGACAGAUCUGACAGAUAAC